This is a messenger RNA of Theileria equi strain WA, 4614 nucleotides long. Its product is annotated as ABC transporter, ATP-binding protein domain containing protein. Gene Ontology annotation, biological process: transmembrane transport. Gene Ontology annotation, cellular component: membrane. Bases 1 to 4614 code for a protein of 1537 amino acids. Lineage: Eukaryota; Apicomplexa; Aconoidasida; Piroplasmida; Theileriidae. The transcript has a single exon. The record is from RefSeq and is a predicted model, not a curated record. Gene Ontology annotation, molecular function: ATP hydrolysis activity; ABC-type transporter activity; ATP binding.
AUGGUAGUUACAAGGUAUAGGAGCUUGAGGAAUAAACCAGAUUCCUCACGGCGUGACUAUCACUUUUGGGAGAGUGAGGUGGAGCUGGUCAGGAAGAAGACUAUCGCACCAGAUGGUAGGCGAUUCCGCUACUUUGAUGACAGAGGAAUCUUCAACUUUGUCUUUCUGGUAUGGAUGGGAAAAUGGGCCAGAGAAACGUCAAGGAGGUAUAUGGACCCUUAUAUGCUCCAUCCACUCCCCCUGGCCGACCAGCUUCUCAUAUGGCAGCCUAUUCUUUCUAAACACAUUAGUGAUGGCAUUGCUAGUUUGGAGAUGCAUUCUACAUUCAUUAAUGACGACAAGAAACCAGCAGAAAUACUAAGACCAGUGAGAUAUGUUCUGGCGAGGGCAAUUUGGCUAACCUUUUGGAGGAGGAUUCUCUUCGUUCUCAUAGCCAUUGUUUUUAUGAAUGGUGUUGGUAUGAGUAUCGCCAUCUUCCUCCAUAAAUUGCUCGGCUUACUCUCCGGAAAGGACUUUAGGGUGGCUACUCUCAUUGGAUUUGCCGUAGGAAUAAUCUUCGCAGAACUUGUGAAGGAAAUGUGUAUGGAUCAUAUUGAAUAUUAUGUUAGCAGACUUUCAUUCGUGAUGGAUGGAUGCCUUCGUGUUACAAUUUUCCAACAUGGAGUCUGCUACAGGCGUAGCCAGUUCAGCAAUUUCAAGUCAAAGAAAUUGGGACAGUGCAACAGUAUUAUCCACGGAUGUUCUGGAGAACACUUGUGCACACAAAAUCCGCUAUUGUGCCCAGCUAGACGCUACAAGAACAAUGAGGUUACUCCAAAGAUGUACGCCUUGAUUCUCAAUGACCCAUACUACAUUCCACUCUUUGUUGAAUGUAUGACAGGUCUCAUCGAUUUCCUGACAGCGUUCACAUACGGUCUCAUCUUGAUGGGAACUCAGUUCAAUGUGAAGAUUCUUACCAUUUUGCUCAUCUCUCUCACUCUGGUGGUUGGUAUGAUUCUAGUUGAAAUUGCUGGUGGUUUCCUCAUGAGGUACUACUUGGGUAUUAGGGAUCACAGAAUUACGAAAUCGUUUGAGGUUGUCUCAAGUUUGCACUUGAUUAACAAAAUGUCCCUGGAUGAUAUGGGUCAUAAUGCUGUGACAGAGGCGAGAAACGAUGAAUUGCGCUUUGUGCUCAUCCGUUUCUUCUUGUCCCUAGUAAACAAGGUUGUUAUUACUUCAAUAAUGUGCAUCAACAUUAUUUUCCUCAUUAACGACUUUGUCGCUCAAGUUAAGAGGUGUCCAGAUAUCAAGAGCAUAAAUCCUUCUGGACUUCUAGCCUCUAUCUUUGUUUUGAUGAAGAUUCUUGGCCCUCUGUAUCUUGUACCUUUGAAGCUCAAGCUCCUUGUUUUCACCUUGACUUCCUUUAAAAGAGUAGAAGCCUUCCUCGAAACUUGUUCGCCAAACUUUUAUCUUCCUGAUAACAGGUAUUCUGGAGCAACGGCUGCUGCAGCAACUGCCGCGGCAAAGGCACAGAAUGUACCAAAGGAUAUGGUGGUUAUGUUCAAGAAGGCCUCCUUUUCCUGGAUUCACAGUAGAAGGGAUCUUCUCGAGGAAGGAAAUAUUGGCAUCCAUUUGGACAGACUUGACUUUGUCCUAAACACUGGUGAUCUUGCCAUUGUCACUGGUGCUCAGGGUUCUGGUAAGACCAACUUUGUCAAGGCUAUCCUUGGUGACAUGACUCUGGUAGAAGGAUCAAUGGCUGUGUUGCCUCUAUCUACCAAUAUGCCAAUAUUCUAUGCCUCUCAGGAUGUAUGGCUACAAAAGGGUACCAUCAAGUCUAACAUUACAUUUGGUCACAGGUUUGAUGAGGAUGUCUACAACACUGUCAUUAAGGCAGUUGAACUUGAACAUGACAUAUCUACUUGGGAAGAGGGUGACAUGCGUAAGAUCUCUGAACAUGGCUACUCUCUCAGUGGAGGUCAGAGAGUCAGAGUUGGACUUGCUCGUGCCAUCUACGCUUACCUCAUCUUCAGUAAGGCUAAUGGUGAAGACAAUAGCUCCCAAUGUUCCUUCCUUGUAGUAUUGGAUGACUCAUUUACUGGACUAGAUCCAUUUGUAGCCAAGACAAUCUUCAAGAACUUGUUUGAAAAGGGAAGAGGUCUACUCUCUGGUGGUGAUGUUGCCACAGUUCUAACGAUAUCCAAGCGUAUUUUGGAUGCCUGUGUAUCAUCCGAGUCUCCGGAUUCGUACCCAGAUGCUCCAGUAUACACAUUGAGGAAUGAGACUCUUAUCCAAGAAAAUAGACUCAAGUCUUUGAUAGAAAACGAAGUUGGCCGUCUUGAUAUCGCUCCACUAUCUGAUGAUAGAAUGGGCCUUCACGCUAUGCCUAGCAAGUUGCGUAGGAUGUGCAGCUCUGAUGAAUACACAAGAUUUGGACGCAGAAGCUCUGUAGAAACAAAGUACUCUGAAUCGCCAACGGUACAGAAUCUAUACAAUAGGAUCAACUUCAAGCGUGGUAGGAAUGAUAAUUUCAGAGCUGUUAAUGUUUACAUCCGUGCGGCGGGUUGGCCUAUAUUCUUCUUUUUCUUCUUUACCCUAGCAUUUUCAACUUUGGAUAACACCAAGUUUAUUAUUGCUUCAAAGGUUUCGGAUUCCGUUGUUGAUUACACUAAAAAACACGGUGCUGUGGAUACAACAUCGUUUUCGGAUAUCAAAAACUAUUCUGUUAAGGCUCUCAGACGGAUCGUGAUUAUCUCGGUAUCUGUUAUGGUUGGAGCUAUCUUGCGUAUACUUUCAAUGACAAAGGCUUCUGUUAAUGUUUCACGCAGGGUUCAUGAGUAUUGUAUCAAUUCGGUCUUUGUGAACAGUUCUACGGUUCUAAAGAUCAAGAAGUCGUUGGGCAGUGUCAUUACUUUCCUAUAUAUGGACACAUUCUUCAUUGACAACCUACUGAGUUACUUCAUUCACGAUGCCUGCCUAUUGCUGAUUGAAUCAAGUGUUCAUCUCCUCACGUUGUUCUUCAUGAUGCCAUGGUCUAGUCCACUUGCCCUCGUACUUUGCUUUAUCAUUUUCCGGUACAUUGUAUGUUACUACGUAAAGUCGUGCAAGAAUGUUUACUUUGCACGUUUAGAGACUUGCAACCAAAUCGAUUCUACAAUUGAGUCGGCCAUAUCUGGUGCACAAAUUUACCGUAGUUUCAAAAAGGAAUGGGAAUUGAUACACGCAAUGACUGAACAUGCUGAUUACAACAUUAGAUGCAGCUACGUUAGCAAAUCUGCUAUGACUUGGAGUUCUAUUGCCUCUAGAUGUUUGCUCUCGCCAUUGGCUCUUUUCAUUCUCCUCUUUCCUCUUAUUAGAUCAAGAUAUUUUGGCACAAAGGUCAAUGUAGGAUACUAUGGUAUGGCAUUUUCCAUUGUUUUAAGUCUAAACAGCACGUUCACAAUUUUCCUCAAGCUCUAUUGCUUCCUUGAAUUGUAUAUGGGAUCUAUUAGAAGAUUUGAGCACUUCGUUCCUCCAAAUACUCCAGUCAAGUUUGAUAAGAAAAGGGACAUUCACCAAACGGAUCUUAUCGUCGACCGUUCAGGAUAUGAGAUUACUGAUAACACUUCUGAUGAUGUAAAGGGUAAGCUUCGCAAGAGGCGACGUAAGGAGUACGCCUCUAGGAGAGCUGCUAGAUGUACUGGUCUCAGAAUGUUAUUCUUUAAGCACAAGAUCAAUAUAUUUGAUGUAUCUGAUCAUAUGUCCCAUGAAGAAGUCAGGGUAAAGUUGGAUAAUGUAAGUGUCUACAUUGUCUCUAGGAUUUCGAAGGAGAAGCAUGCUAUUCUCAAGAAUGUUACCUGCUCGGCUAAUACAUCUGAUAUUAUCGGUAUUAUCGGAAGAACGGGUGCAGGAAAGUCCACCAUGCUUUCCGUACUCCAGAACUUGGCCCGAAACAGGGAAGGUUCUGUCCUCUUGGAUGGCUGUGACUUGAAUGAUCUGCCAAAGAGCGUCACUAGGCAAGUUAUUGGAGUACUACCUCAACUACCAUUUGUCUUUAGAGGUUGGACUGUACGUAGAUUCAUUGAUCCAAGAAUGUUAUUUGAGGACGUUGACAUUGAAAUGGCUCUGGAAAAUUGUGGCUUACUCAAGUUUGUCGAGGGUAUUGAAGGCGGUAAGGGUCUUGACACGGUCAUUUUACCGGAUCAUUACCACAAGGAUAUGCCAAGGUACUACAAGAGGGUAUACUACGGCCCAGAAUUGAAGCCACAGGAUACUUCUUCCGCAGACAAUGUAAAUAUAGACUAUGGAGCUGUACUCUCAAACUCACAGCUACGCACACUUUCAGUAGCAAGACUAGUGCUCUACAGGGAAUUCUUCAAGGUUCUCCUGAUUGAUGAACCUCCAGAAGAUGAACAUGAGACCUCCUACACUACGGUUGGAAUUCCAAUAUAUGAGCUCAUAAAGACCCACUUUCAACAUUGUACAACAUUUAUUGCAGCUCACGAUGCAAGUGUUUUGCGUCUAUGUACGUCAGUUUGGGUAUUCCACAGCGGUUCUCUCAUCAAGACCUGCAAGACUGAAGAAGUUGUCGACAGCGGCUCCCUGUCAAAGAUCAUAGAAGACUGCAUUGUCCAGUACGCGCAACCGGAGUCGUAG